Molecule: messenger RNA, 2381 nt
Organism: Juglans regia (Persian walnut)
Lineage: Eukaryota; Viridiplantae; Streptophyta; Magnoliopsida; Fagales; Juglandaceae
Product: protein TRANSPORT INHIBITOR RESPONSE 1-like
Exons: 3
Coding region: 150-1904 (584 amino acids)
Biological process (GO): SCF-dependent proteasomal ubiquitin-dependent protein catabolic process
Cellular component (GO): SCF ubiquitin ligase complex
Molecular function (GO): protein binding
Source: RefSeq, a predicted model, not a curated record
CAGCAUGGACGACUACCCCUUAUCCUCUUCAUCUGUAAUGUCAAGUGCUCUCUCGCUUCCUCUCUCUCUGGGCUUUUGCUUAUCCUUCCGGGAGGCGCAGACACAGUCAUUCGCUCGGCUUCUGGCGUAAAACGACACCGAAUCGGGUGAUGCAGAGAAUGGCCUGCUCUUUUCCGGACGAAGUGCUAGAGCACGUGUUCUCGUUCGUACAGUGCGACAAUGACCGGAAUGCGAUCUCGACGGUGUGCAAGUCCUGGUACAAGAUCGAACGGUGGAGCAGGAGGCGGGUCUUCGUCGGGAACUGCUACGCGAUCAGCCCCGGUAUGGUGAUCCGACGGUUCCCGGAGCUGCGGUCCAUCGAACUCAAGGGGAAGCCACACUUUGCCGACUUCAACCUCGUCCCCGACGGAUGGGGUGGCUACGUGGCCCCAUGGAUCUCCGCCAUGGCGGCCGCUUACCCUUGGCUCGAGGAGAUUCGGCUUAAGCGUAUGGUCAUCACGGACGAGAACUUGGAGCUCAUUGCCAAGUCCUUCAAGAACUUUAAGGUCCUCGUGCUGUCCUCCUGCGAGGGCUUCAGCACCGAGGGCCUCGCCGCCGUCGCUGCCAAUUGCAGGAAUCUGAGAGAGCUGGACUUGCGGGAGAGCGAAGUGGAAGACCUGAGUGGGCACUGGCUCAGCCAUUUUCCUGAUGACUACACCUCACUGGUGUCCCUUAACAUUGCCUGCUUAGGGUGUGAGGUGAGUUUCUCUGCCCUGGAGCGCCUAGUGGGUAGGUGCCCCAACCUGAGGACUCUUCGGCUCAACCGUGCUGUGCCCCUUGACAAGCUUGCAAACCUACUUCGUCGGGCACCUCAACUGGUUGAGUUGGGCACAGGGGCUUACUCAUCUGAGUUGCGACCUGAUGUAUUCUCCAACCUAUCAGGAGCUUUUUCUGGAUGCAAGGAACUGAAGAGCCUAUCGGGUUUUUGGGAUGUAGUCCCUGGGUAUCUUCCAGCUGUUUACCCUAUCUGCUGUAGGUUAACAACAUUGAACUUGAGCUAUGCUACCAUCCAGAGCCCUGAUCUCAUCAAGCUAGUUGGCCAAUGUCAGAAUUUGCAGCGCUUAUGGGUGCUGGAUUACAUUGAAGAUGCUGGCCUUGAUGCCGUUGCAGCAUCUUGCAAGGGUCUACGAGAAUUGAGGGUGUUUCCAUCUGAUCCAUUUGGACCAGAACCUAAUGUACUGUUGACAGAACAGGGCCUUGUCUCCGUUUCUGAAGGCUGCCCUAAGCUCCAGUCAGUUCUGUACUUUUGCCGUCAAAUGUCUAAUGCUGCCUUGAUGACCAUUGCCAGGAAUCGACCUAAUAUGACCAGGUUUCGUCUUUGUAUUAUUGAGCCUGGAACUCCUGAUUACCUUACCCUUCAACCACUUGAUGUUGGAUUUGGAGCCAUUGUUGAGCACUGCAAGGAUCUACAACGGCUUUCCCUUUCUGGUCUUCUCACCGAUCGUGUGUUUGAGUACAUUGGGACUUAUGCCAAAAAAUUGGAGAUGCUGUCUGUGGCCUUUGCUGGAGAAAGUGAUUUGGGACUCCAUCACGUGCUGUCUGGUUGUGAAAACCUUAGGAAGCUGGAGAUUAGGGACUGCCCCUUUGGUGACAAGGCUCUUUUGGCCAAUGCUGCAAAGCUGGAGACAAUGCGAUCCCUUUGGAUGUCUUCUUGCUCUGUAACUUUCGGAGCAUGUAAGCUACUAGGUCAGAAGAUGCCGAGGCUUAAUGUAGAGGUUAUUGAUGAGAGGGGACCCCCAGAUUCAAGACCGGAAAGAUGCCCUAUUGAGAAGCUUUACAUAUAUAGGACUGUUGCUGGGCCAAGGUUUGACAUGCCUGGUUUUGUUUGGACAAUUGAUGAAGAUUCGGCGAUGAGGCUUUCUUGACAGUUCUCCUCAUCUAUUAUGGCCCCAAAUCAGGCCCCCUGAAUGUGCUAAUGGGUAUAGCAGGUACAUGCUCUAUAUGACACCCAAUUAUUUCGAAUUUACAUUUAUGUAGCUCAAUAUAAUUGCAGCCCUGAUUGAAGGUUGAGCAAGUUUGGGACGGUAUAUAGAGGCUCAAGGUGUCGAUUGCCACUGAUUUUACACUUGGCUGAGUUAUGAAAUACCAAUUAGUAAUUAAUAAAGAUAUCAAAACUCCUGUUGUUGUAUGUGUAUCUAAUAGAGUUGUUGUUUUAAUCGGCAGUGACCAUGUAAACUAUUGGCAGACUUUUACUUGUUUAUGAAUUCAUAUUUUCAUGUUUUCAUCAGGGGCUAAUUAUCUUGUGGACUCAGUUGUAUUAGUGAUAACUUGCAUAUCAAAAAAGGAGAAAGAGUUGUAUUAGUGAUAGCCUUCUGAAGGAAUAAGAGUUUCUGUUCAAAUUA